AUGGGGGGCAAAAACAAGAAGAGAAAGAGAGAAGAAAUUCGACCCACCAUUCACCCCAACAACAAGUACUCUGAAAACCCACCUGAUUUCGCUCAUUUAGCUUCUCUCUACCCAUCCUUCCAACCUUUUGUUCAACACUCUCAUAACGGCUACCCUAGAAUCGAUUGGACCGAUUUCAACGCCACUCGCGAACUCACCCGUGUCUUACUCCUCCAUGAUCACUCUCUCUACUGGUGGAUUCCUGAUGGACAGCUCUGUCCCACUGUACCCAAUAGGUCUAAUUACAUUCAUUGGCUUCAAGAUCUUCUCUCAUCGAACAUCAUUCCAAACACCAUUUCAUGUGGUGAUAAUUGUAAGGUUAGAGGAUUUGAUAUAGGAACUGGAGCCAAUUGCAUUUAUCCACUUCUCGGUUCAUCCCUUUUGGGGUGGAGUUUUGUAGGCUCAGAUGUAACGGAUGUUGCGAUUGAGUGGGCAGAGAGAAAUGUUAAUAGUAAUUCACAUGUGUCUGAGUUGAUUGAAAUUAGGAGGGUGCAAAGCAAUGCAACUAGUUCCUGUGUGGAAGGGUUGUUGCAGGAUGAAGAGUCGCCGGUCCUUAGUGGCACGGAGGUAGAGCCUUUACCAAAAUUGCCUCUUGAUUUGAAUGCAUGUGAGAAUAAGAAUUAUGAUGGGCCGCCCAUACUUGUUGGUGUAGUCAGGGAUGAUGAGAAGUUUGAUUUUUGCAUGUGUAAUCCUCCAUUUUUUGAAAGCUUGGAGGAAGCGGGACUUAAUCCCAAAACGGCUUGUGGUGGCACUUCUGAAGAAAUGGUUUGCUCUGGUGGGGAGAAGGCCUUCAUUACUCGCAUUAUUGAAGAUAGUACUCAACUGAAACAUCAGUUUAGGUGGUUCACUUCAAUGAUAGGUAGAAAAUCAAACCUCAAGUGCCUUACAUCAAAACUUUGGGAAGUUGGAGUCACUGUAGUGAAGACAACUGAAUUUGUUCAGGGCAGGACAUCCCGAUGGGGGCUUGCUUGGUCUUUCUUGCCUAUUGUGAAACAGAAGUCAUCGAUUUCUUUGCCAAACAAGAAUACCAUGUCCUUCAUGCUUGAGGGUCUUCAACGCAAGGAUGGGGCCAUUAAUGUGUUGGAAGAUGUCAAGUCUUACUUUUCCUUGCAUGGUCUCUCCUGCACAAUGAACACCUCCUCUUUCACGGUGGAUGUUGUGGCAACAAAGGAUGACUGCAAUUCAAUCUUGAAGAAUGAAAUGCCCAUUAUCAAUCAAUCCACUGAUUAUCAACCUACAGAGAAAAAGACAUCUAAUGGAUCAAGUGUUAAUCUCUCUUGUGAUAGAUCAAGCCUUCGUAUAUCGGUUUUUCAGCAAAUCCCUGGGACACUGUUGGUGAAAGGUUCAGUACAAGAUAAGAACAGCCCAUUAUUAGGAUCAUUCUCAGUGAUUUUCCACAAACUGGAAGAAGCGCUGCGAAAUAAAUUUUGUACCAGAUCAGUAUAG
Molecule: messenger RNA, 1485 nt
Organism: Lathyrus sativus (Indian pea)
Lineage: Eukaryota; Viridiplantae; Streptophyta; Magnoliopsida; Fabales; Fabaceae
Source: the annotation of a GenBank genome assembly